UCCUCCUCCUCGCGGUUCAUGUCUGUCCCGGUCCGCGCAACAGAGCCUCACGCAAUGGAACAGAGCUCAUCCAGUUAAACUGUGGAUGCUGCAGCACGGGAAAUGCCUUGUGGGUUCGUCUCAGUCAUUUAGCGAUUUUACUCUUCUGGGGAUCUUUGUUAGACAACGAGCGUGAAAGGGCAGAAAGUCCGUGGAUGUCCGUAGUGCGCCAGGAUGCUCGGGAUAAGUCAACAUUUCACUUUGGCAGCAGUGGCAGUGGUUGUGCUGCUGGCGUGCGUGUUGUCCUUCAACGUGGACCAGAAAAAUGGUUUGUCGUUCAGCGGGCCUCUGGAGGACAUGUUUGGCUACACUGUGCAGCAGUUUGAGAACAGCGAGGGGAAAUGGGUUCUGAUUGGAUCACCGCUGUCAGGCCAACCGGCUAAACGGACAGGUGACGUCUACAAGUGUCCUGUGGGGAAGGGGGACAACACAUGUGUCAAACUGGAGCUGCCCAAAAACACAACAGUUCCCAACCUACAUGAAGUCAAGGAGAACAUGACCAUGGGAACCACACUGGUGACCAAUCCCAGUGGAGGAUUUCUGGCCUGUGGUCCUCAGUAUGGCUACAUGUGCGGGCAGCAGCAGUACAUCUCAGGAGUUUGCGCGAAUGUCAGCUCUUCCUUCCAGAUCCUCAACUCUGUGGCACCGGCAGUGCAAGAGUGUGGGAAGGAGCUGGACAUCGUGAUAGUUCUGGAUGGAUCUAACAGUAUCUACCCCUGGUCCAGCAUCAUUGAUUUCCUGCGACGUUUCAUCGAGAACAUUGAGAUCGGACCUAAACUCUCUCAGGUGGGCAUAGUGUCAUAUGGUGAGACUGUGACUCACCGCGUCAACCUGAGCCAGUUUGACAACACUCCUGCUCUGCUCGCAUUCGUCGAGGAUCUUCCUCAGCAGACCGGCUUCAAGACCAUGACUUUCCGUGGCAUUGAUACUGCCAGGAAGGAGGCCUUUAUGCCAGAGCGUGGUGCGCGACUUGGGGUGAAGAAAGUCAUGGUGAUUGUGACUGACGGAGAGUCACAUGACUUCUAUAAUCUCGACAAGGUCAUGGCAGCCUGUGACGAUGAUAACAUCGAGAGGUUUGGCAUUGCUGUUUUGGGAGACUAUAAUCGUCAGAACAAAAGUGCAGACGAAGUGCAGAAGUUCAUCAAGGAGAUCGAGUCCAUCUCCAGCAAGCCGUUACGAGAUCACUUCUUCAACGUGUCUGAUGAGGUGGCCUUGUUGACCAUUGUGGAUGCUUUGGGAAGCAGGAUUUUUGCCUUAGAAGCUACAACUGGAAAUUUCACCUCUUCCUUUGAGAUGGAGAUGUCCCAGGCUGGGUUUAGUGCACAUACUUCUAAAGAAGGUGUGUUACUGGGAGCAGUGGGAGCGUAUGACUGGAAUGGGACCGUGGUAAUGCAUACUGCUGGAGGAACAAUCGUUCCAGGAGAGACGCAGUUCUACGACCCAAAUACUGAGGCCGGGUACGAAGGACUUGCUGGGUACCUCGGCUAUGAUGUUCAGUCAGCAUCCACCCCUGAUGGAGUGCUGUACAUCACAGGCGCACCGCGGUACAACCACACUGGCCGGGUUGUUAUCUAUCGUCUGAAUGAAAAGAACAACAUUGUUGUCUCACAGAUACUGAAAGGAGAACAGAUUGGUUCCUACUUCGGCAGCGUCCUGCAGACCUUGGAUGUGGAUGGGGAUUCCUACACGGAUCUCCUCUUGGUCGGAGCUCCAAUGUACAUGGGCACAGAAAGAGACGAGCAGGGGCAGGUCUACGUCUACAAACUAAACCAGGACAACCAGUUUGAGCACGAGUUCACUUUAAAGCCUGUCAAUCAGUCCUGUUGUACUGCCCGCUCAGCCAGCUGCACUAAUAAAAAUGAACCAUGCGGUGCCCGGUUUGGUACAGCCAUUGCAGCCGUAUCAGAUCUCAACCUUGACGGGUUUAAUGAUGUGGCGAUCGGUGCACCUUUUGAGAACGACCACCGAGGGGCCGUCUACAUCUAUCAUGGAGAUAAGACGUCACUGAAAGAGAAAUUUGUACAGCAUAUCCCUGCAGGUGGGGACGGUGAAAAGGUGAAGUUCUUCGGUCAGUCCAUACAUGGAGUCAUGGAUCUAAAUGGAGAUGGAAUCACUGAUGUUACCAUCGGAGGUCUGGGAGGGGCUUCACUAUUCUGGUCCAGAGAUGUUGCAGAGCUUCGUGCCAACAUGACUUUCGACCCUGCUAAAAUCAACCUGCAGCAGUCUCAGUAUCAGUGUGAACAUGGGGGACGCAAGUCUGUGUGUGUGACAACUGAAGUGUGUUUUGCCUACGUUAUCAAAUCUGACCAGCAGGACUUAAACUUUGCUGCAGAGAUCCGCUACGAUCUGACUCUAGAUGCUCUGCGUGCAAAAGCCAGGGCCUCGUUCAUUGACUUGGACGAUAAAAGUGAUCGUAGGAUUACCAGGAGCUUCACCAUCAAAGACAGAGAGAGGAAAUGUGUGCAAGAAACCUUCAUGAUGUCGGCCCGUCUGGACUUCCGAGAUCCUCUCAUGGUGUCUUUGGAGUUUGGACUGGCUGAUGAGGACCAAGGCCCCGUUCUGGAUGAAAGCCUUCCCAGAUCCAUCAAUAAAACAAUUCCCUUAGUGGACUGUGGAAGCGAUGAGAAGUGCAUCGCUGACCUCUCUCUCAAAGCCGAGCCUAGUGUAAAAAGAAUGCUGAUCAAAGCGCAGAAAGACAAGAUCGAGGUGAACAUCAACAUUAGAAACAGCAAAGACAACGCAUACAACACUAAAGUCACCCUCAGCUUCACGGCCAACAUCAACUACGUUAAAGUAGAGCCGGAGAAGGCGUGCACUCUGAAUGACACCAAAGUGGAGUGUGCUGUUGGAUACCCCUUCUUGGGAAGCAAUGUAGAGGAAAAUUUCAAAGUGAAAUUCGAGGUCAAUCCUAAACACAUUCAGGAGAUAAUUCAGAUCAACGUGACAGCUACAAGUGACAGCGAGGAGCUGCCUUCUACCCUGAAUGACAACGCGGUGCAGAUCUCCAUCCCUGUGACGUAUGAAGCCGGACUCAUAUUCUCAGUGCGGCCUGUGGACGAACACGUUGUUGUAAAAGAGGGUGAACAGUUUUCCAGUCUGUUCAAUGACACCAGGAUGAUUGGAGAGGAGGUCAACAUCACCUACACGGUGGAGAAGUCAGGUGAUAUGGUGACCCCGCCCCUUGACCUUACAGUGACGUAUCCUCACCUGUCUCCUCGGCAGAACAACUUACUGUACCUGACGCAUGUCGCCACCAGCCCACAGGUGAAAUGUGACGCGUCAGGUUGGAUCAACCCUCUUAACAUUAACCCGGACGUUAUAAAUCCCAAACCGAGGAAAGAAACACUCAGUGUCUUCCUCCUGAGCUGCGAAAACCUCAACUGUGCAUCGUUUAGCUGCUCCAUCCCAGAGGCCGCGAUCAGUCAGGUCAACGUCACAUUCAGGGUGUGGAAACCUACGUUUAUUGUGGGCGAGUUUUCCAGUCUGUACAUGUUGGUGAACGCCACGCUGGGAAUCAGAGACACUGACCUGUUUGUGCUGAGCAGCAGCAGCAGGAGUAGAAGUGUGAAGAUCCAGGUUUCAAAGGAGUCCUUAGGAGGCAUCCCUAUUUGGAUCAUCAUCAUCAGCAUCCUGAUAGGACUGCUGAUCCUGGCACUCGUCAUCUUCGCUCUCUGGAAGAUGGGCUUCUUCAAGAGAAAAUCCAGGGACUACUCAAAGGAGGACAUGAUGGACUGAGACACCCAGCAGCAAGCAGCUCUGUGACCGACUACUUCCAGAGCCACCAGGUCGCACAAAGAGACUUUUAAAGAGGAAGCCGCACAGACGGAGGAGCCGCCAUCAGACCCACAGACACCUCAGUGCUGCGAAACUGUGACGACCUGGAAAACACAACCACCAUCCCUCCACUGUUUCCUGCACUGGCCUGGCUCAAAUAAUACUUGCAAAUACUUCCCAACCCUUAUCCUUUUGAUGAGCACUAGAUUACAACACUGAGGUUAUUCAGAUGGUCUCAUACACAGAGAGUGCGUCUACAGACACUUUGAAUUGUAUGAAGUUGCUGGCACUAGCUGUAAACCUUCUGUGAAGUAUUUGCAAAUGCUAUUUGUUCAGGAUCAGCUUGUUUCUUGCAGAUAUUAUGCAGAAUGCAUCAAGUCAGAUUCAAGAAGAGAGAGAGAGAGGAGGAAGAAACCAUCACUUACCAGGCAUCCGUCCGCAAAAUAGCAUAUAUCUGUAUUACGUACUACGUAGCUGCAAUAGCUGUAGUCAGGCUUCAGAGGAAAGAAGUACUCAGGUUUUUCAGUAUGAAGAUCCAGUGUUGCCUAAGCCGCCUCACAUACCUUCUAUGUCAUGACAGCAACAAUGUCCGAAGGUCUACUCGCUUGUGAGACACACAGUAUGUGAACGUUACGUGUGUUUGAGCAGUCUGUCCGAUAGCCGAGACUCUUGUUUUGAAGCUUACGUGCUUGAGUAGUUUUAUGAGACACUGUACCGUUUAGCAUUUUAUAGCAUUUUGUUUGCGUUUGGUAUUUUUGCAGAAUUUUAACAAUAUAACACGGCACAUCCUUCAUUUCAAAAUGUUGGCUAAAGACACUGACCUACACACGAGAUUUAUUUUAAGCAAACGUUUUUUUUAUAUACUUUUAAUCUCAGUUAACCAGUUCAAAGUCCAAAAAUUUCUCAUCCCAGCUGUGAUGUUAAAUGUUUGUAAUUAGUGUCAAAAUGCAAACCUUUGACUGAACUGUAAAUAUAAGGAAAUGCUCAAAAAUGUAAAGCUUGUAAAUGUACAUAAUUGUGUUUGCUAUAAUUCAUGUAAUUUAAGAGAUUUUGUGAUCAGUGGUCAGAGAUGUUGGUUUUGCUCAGGUGCUAGAGGUAUCAUAAACAUUCACGUUUGACAUGUAAGAAAAGUCUCUGGCCUAUCUCGCAGUUUCAAAGCUGAUGCAAAUAUGUAAAUAGUGUUAUAUUUUGAUGAAAAAAUGAAAGUAUAAUUAUUCUGUACUGAAAAUACACACAAAGAUGAGGGUUUGUAUCCACUACUUUGGUUUUAUUUGAUUGAAAGUGACGUUUCAAACCCGGAGAAUGACUGUGUUUAGAGGCUUUAACUACUUCACAUGAGAUAUGUCUGUAGCAUAUUUUAAUUUCAACAUUUUAAUUAAUGGAAGGGAAGAAUUCUUCCAAUGCAGAAGUAUAUGUGUCACCAUUCACCAGCAGUUGCCAUAUAGUAAAUGGGAUUCAUUGGUCGUGGUUUGUAGCGUCAGCAAGCUACAACAUGCACACAAAGCAUUAGCAUUGCGCAGGCUCAGUGUCUCCCCAUAUAUGGUACAUAGUACCUUACAAAAGAUAAUCUUUCAGGUUUUCUCUCUGGUUUUUGUUUCCAGAAGUAGCUACACGGUAUGUUAAAAGAGAUUAUAUUGUAUAUUGGGGAGACUUGGUUUGGGCCUCUUCCUUGACGGCGAGAAGAAGAAGAGGCAGCUUUCGAAUAUUUAAAUACUCCUCAGCUCUCACUCUCCACUGUUGACAUGAAGCACAUGUAAUUAAGUGUAUGUACAGAAUGUGUAACUUUCAUGUUAAGAUUGUAUGGCUACAUCAGGUUUAUGCACUCACUUUGGUGGUCUGGGAUUAUUUUCUCAGAUGUUCUGCUCUAUCAGCUCUGGAGAAAGAGGAAGGCACAAAGUGAGAGUUUGAGCUCCAGUCCAGCCUCCUACACUGCUGUGAAGUCUUCAUUGUAAUGCACUGGUUUGUCAGACUGUAUGCGUCCUCAUCAGCACAGAAAUUAACUGAAUCUUAUGUACAAAAAAUAAAGACUUUUUACAAAAGAA
Molecule: messenger RNA, 5855 nt
Organism: Chelmon rostratus (copperband butterflyfish)
Lineage: Eukaryota; Metazoa; Chordata; Actinopteri; Chaetodontiformes; Chaetodontidae
Gene: itga1
Product: integrin, alpha 1
Exons: 30
Coding region: 214-3774 (1186 amino acids)
Biological process (GO): integrin-mediated signaling pathway; cell-cell adhesion; cell-matrix adhesion
Cellular component (GO): external side of plasma membrane; integrin complex
Molecular function (GO): integrin binding
Source: RefSeq, a predicted model, not a curated record